Molecule: messenger RNA, 3608 nt
Organism: Dendrobium catenatum
Lineage: Eukaryota; Viridiplantae; Streptophyta; Magnoliopsida; Asparagales; Orchidaceae
Product: ubiquitin-like domain-containing protein CIP73
Exons: 17
Coding region: 227-3340 (1037 amino acids)
Cellular component (GO): BAT3 complex
Molecular function (GO): misfolded protein binding; polyubiquitin modification-dependent protein binding
Source: RefSeq, a predicted model, not a curated record
CGGCCUAGAUUUUAUUUUUAUUCAUUUGUCAGGGGCGUGAAUACGGUGAGUCGGUCACAGGAAAUUGCUUGUGAGGGUUGUCGAGUGACAGAACGCAGCGGUCCGAGAGAAGUGGCAAAAAACCUCUCGCAGUCUCGUUUAUCGGCAUCCGGUAGUCCACUCCGUAUCGACGUCGACAUUGAUCUCGAUAUCGACCUCGGAAAUAGUUUCUUUGGGGAGCUUAAGGAUGACUUCUGAGUCCAGUUUAGAGGGCUCCAGUUCUAUCCAGGUCAAUCUUGACAGUUCAGAAUCAACCAUUGGAAUCAACAUCAAAACUCUGGAUUCACGGACAUUUUCCCUUCGAGUGAACAAAAAUAUACCGGUGCCAGAUUUAAAGGAGAUGAUAGUGACCACCAUUGGUGUUCCCCCAGAACAACAACGACUAAUUUACAGAGGAAAGGUUCUCAAAGAUGAGCAAUUGUUAUCUGAACUUCAUAUGGAGGAUGGAGACACUCUACAUUUGGUUUUAAGGCAGCCGACCCUGUCUCAACCUACAUCUUCCACUGUUGCUGCUGAGGCAUCAAGAGCUAGUAGCAGUCAAGCAAAUGAUUCGGGUUCUGGGGUACAACGCAAUAGGGUUGGACAGGUUGCUCACGGUGUAUUGGUCGGAACAAUUAAUGUGGCAGACAGAAAUGGUGAAGCUAUGUUAACUGAUAUCAGUCGGAAUAUAGAGUCAUUUCUCGGUUCUUUAGGACUGGUAACAGUAGAUCCAACAGGGGCAACUACCAAUGCUCCAACUGUUACUGUAGCCUCUUCAGGUGGAUUAGGAAUAUCUCAAAAUACCAGCAGAACAGAGCCAAUUAACUCAGCACAUGAGGGAUUUGUGCCAUCUAAUAACAGCCCACAACAGGCCUCAAUACAGUUUUCUCAGUUGCCGCUCAUACGAACUUUAAAUCAACCAGUGGUUAUCUCUAAUGCUGUGACAACUCUUUCUGAGUUCAUUGAUCGGAUGGAAUUAGUGUUGCAAAGUCAUAAUGGCUCCCCAAACAGUGCUCAACAUCAACCACGUUCUGAAGCUUCAUCAGUAGAUGCAAGAGGAUUACCAACCCUUGACUUUUUAUGUUCUAUAAUGGAAAGAGCACAGCAACUUCUAAGAGACAGUGCGGCUUCUGCUCUUGCGCAUGUAUCAACACGUUUGCAAAGGGAAGGGAGCUCUUCUGACCCAGUCUUGAGAGGUCAGAUUCAGAAUGAAGCUAUGCAAUUAGGAGUUGCAAUGCAGCAUUUAGGUGCUUUGCUCUUAGAGCUUGGUCGCACAAUAAUGACACUUCGUAUGGGGCAAUCUCCAGCUGAGUUUUCUGUGAAUUCUGGACCUGCUGUUUAUAUAUCUCCAAUAGGGCCAAAUCCAAUAAUGGUUCAGCCAAGCUCCCUAUUUGGUGCACCUCCUCUCCCAUUAGUCUCUGGAUUAUCAGUUGGAGCUUCUCCCGGAAAUCCUUUGAGCAACAUUAAUAUCCACUUACAUGCUGGGAAUUCCACAGCCCCUGGUGUAUCCUCUACCGUUGGCAUGACAAGUCCUGCUGAGACUAUUCAUGGAGAUCGUCCGAGCACUGAACAAACAAGUUUAGGUAUAAAUGGUUCAAGUGAUUCAUCAACUUCCACAAGAGGAUUACCUUUGAGAGCAGUGGUUUCUGCUACGCCAGCUCGAACUGUCCCAGAAGCCUCUGGUCAUGUGUUCAGUGUUACAUACCCUGUUCACAUAAGGGCACAGCAUUCCAUCCCUAUACAGUUUGCUUCUCCUCAAGGUGCUGGCUCGGCUCUAAGCGGAGCGGUCCCACCACCGUCUGUUUCUGUCCCAGCAAUUGUAGCUCAGGUCACAGCGCGCAUUGCAAGUGCACUAACUGGAAAUGCGCAAGCACAAAGCUCAUCUACUAGCACGCAGCCUAUUGCUACUCAAGGCGCACAUUCAGUUGUGAGUAGUGGGACACUAUCUGACUUGUCUACUUCUGCACUACAAGCUCCUCAAAUGAAUAUUAGCAUCCUGCAUACAACUCCACAGUCGAAUAUGCCGAGUAGUUCACUUCGUAGUGAUUCUCAAGACCAAAAUCCAUCAUCCCUGUCUGAAACUUCUCAGGAGUCGAGCAGUGGUGAAGAGAAUGUGUUAGCUUGCCAGGAAGAUCUUUAUUCAGGCAAUGAUGAUGCAAGACGCAACUCAGUGAACACGGGGUUUCCUGAACAUGGGAAGGGGACUGGUUCUGGGGAAAAUUGUACUUCUGAUCUCAUUGGUUCUGGAAAAGAAGGGCAGCAUAUUCAGUUAGAAGGCAAUCAGAUUAAUAACUUGGGUUCUGGUAUUAGUGUUGAAGAAUCAUCAACUCCGAGUUCAUCCAAAGUUCUUGCUGACUGUCAAUCUAGUUCAUCAGAUAUUAGAUCUUUUAAUAGAGAACCAAAACCUGUUGAAUUUCAGAAGCCACCCUCAUCAAGCAGUCAAAUAGAGAGCAAUACACGUACUCCCUUGGGGCUAGGUUUUGGAGGUUUACGGGCUAAGAAGCGAAGUAAGCCGGUAAAGCCUAAAGGGAAGGAUGAUGGACAAGCUGAGGCAUCUUCAUCGGAUCAAAGUCAACAUUCUAUUGGCAGGGUCCAUGAAGCUGUUCUUUCUGUUCCAUCUCAGAUUUCAAAUGUGGAUGGGGGAAAUAAUAAUGGGUCCUCCAGUCAACUUCCCUCUUUGAUUUCUCAGUUUAUGAAUAGCAUGCCUUCGGUAGGGCAAGAUGGUAGCGGGCAAACUGAUUUUGGUGGCAUGAUUGCUAAUGCCAUGCAAAGUUCUGCUUUCAACAAUCUCUUGACUGGUGUAGCAUCACAGUCUAGGGUUGCCAGUGGUGAUCUGAGAAGCAUGUUGUUGCAGUGCGUACAGAGCCCUGCAGUUCAAAACACUGUUAAUCAACUUGUGGAAGAAGUAGGACAGAGCCAAAAUAAUGGAAAUAUACAGAGUACAGGACAAAACAGAUUAGAUUUUACAGGGAUGAUUCAGCAGAUGCUACCUGUAGUAUCCCAAGCUCUUGGUAGGUCAUCAACACUCGCUGCUCCUGUACAGGACAUGCAAUCUGAGCGUCAGCCUAAAUCCAUUGAUGUUAAUAAUCAGGUUGAUCUCAGUCAAGCUCUUGAAAAAAUUGAGCAAGAUGAUGACCCUAGAAGUAUUUUUAGAACAUUGCUUGAAAUAACUGGUGGUCACCUCUAUGGAGAAGAAAAUACUUACCAAGAUAUUGUUGAACUGGCGAAUGAUGAGGAACUGGCCCGUGAAUUCAUGGAGGUGCUGAAACGCGAUAUCAAACGCAGGCUGGAGGGAGAGUCCACAUCAGAGGACAAGUCUUGAAUAGGUUAUUUGUGAAUGAAAUCCAGUUUGUCAAACUGGACUGGAUGCUCUCUGCAGCCUAAUACUACACUGGUCUCAGCUUCUGAAACAAAUCUGGUAGGGGAAUUUGUAUUUUUUGAAUAGAAAUUACUCUCUGGUCGUCACUCUGAUUUUUUUAUUUCUUGUACAUUCUAGAAACAUAAGUGUAAUGCACUACUAUAUGCAACUUCAACACUGAAAAUAGUCUUUGAUCCAAGAUUAUUAUGCUUCUUAAUGCUCUUUUUCUGUA